AUAUCCCGCCGCUGAGAGUUCCCAAUACACCCUAUAUACCUCCUGAGCCUCUUCCGAACCCGAACCCGGAGCAGCCAGAACCCAAGAAGACAAAAUGGCAACGCUUCAAGUCUUCGGCGGCGGCCCUACGACGACGCGGCAAAAAGCUGUUGAAGAUGCCCGGAAAAUGGAAGAAGCCGUCCAAGAAGAAUGUGCCAAGUCAGGAAAGCCUCCACCAGGCUACCGACUCACCGAACUAAUCGGCAAAGGAAGCUUCGGUCGCGUGUACAAGGCCAACGACCUAAUGACUUCUCAGGUGGUAGCUGUCAAGAUCAUCGACGUCGACGAGAGUGAUACGGUGAACCCAAAACUCGCGGAUACUUACAGCGAGAUUCUCAAAGAAAUCAACGCGCUACAUCGGUUAAGUCAGUCUGGCGCACAAAACAUCAAUCAUGUGAUCGAGGCCCUACCUGUGGGUAAAGCUAUGUGGAUGGUUACGGAAUAUUGUGCUGGAGGAAGUGUUGCUACCCUAAUGAAGCCCACAGCACCCGGCGGGUUGCAAGAAAAGUGGAUAAUUCCAAUUUUGCGUGAGGUUGCGGUAGCAAUUUACUGGGUUCAUAAGGAGGGGAUAAUCCAUCGUGAUAUUAAAUGUGCUAAUGUGUUAGUUACCGAAACCGGAGCAGUCCAGCUCUGCGAUUUUGGUGUUGCUGGUAUGAUGGAGACGAAGCUAGACAAACGAUCGACAUUCAUCGGUACGCCGCAUUGGAUGGCUCCUGAAUUGUUUGACCAAAAUGCACAAUACGGAACGGAAGUCGACAUAUGGGCCUUCGGCUCUAUGGUAUACGAAAUUGCUUCGGGAUUGCCUCCCAAUGUUAGAGCCAACGUAGGCCUCCCCCAGCUUGGAGACUACCUUAGAGAACAUCUACCACGCCUUGACGGAGAUCAGUAUUCAGACCAGCUUAGGGACCUAGUCGCCUUCUGCCUCGAAGAGAACCCUUCCAAACGUCCCUCCAUUGAACGAGUCCAACAACAUCCAUAUCUUUUUAACACGAGUUCUAGAUAUCCUGCUUCGUCUCUGUCAAACCUCGUAAAAGCCUUUAAGCUCUGGGAAGAGCGUGGCGGCAGUAGGAAAUCUCUCUUUGGUGCUGGGGGAGCCCAAGGUCCAACCGAUCUAGGAUCGACUUCGUUGGCAACGGAUGAAUGGAACUUCUCUACCACACUCGCCUUUGACGAGCAGCUCCAUGAUGCUUCCGACGGUAGGUCCGAUGCCGAGGCUGUCCGUGAUGUCUACGGCUCGGCCGUCGAUUUUCCUAGUACAUUCGGCGAAGAUACUGCGCGACCAAAAGCCUUAGUAAAAGGUCGACGUCGACCACCUCCACAAGCCCUCGCCGCAUCGAAAGUAAAAGCCCCUCUAGAGAAGGUCUUUGAUCCAAACACUAUAUCCAAUUACGACGAAAACUCUCGAAUGUACUAUGGCCGCCUCGCACCACUAGCAGAACCGAUGACAAAUGAACUCCCAGCAUCUGACCUUCCGCUACGCGACGAUUCACUACACGCGACACUUCGAGAGUCAUUGAUCGACCUCGAUGCAUCUCUUGGGGGUGGUGAUCUAUCUAACUUCGUUGACAUGGGCACGAUAAGGCCGGGUCCGCAACCUCAGCCGCAACCACCACAGCCGAGACCAGGGCCGCGCGCUUCAAUGGAUAAUAACUGGUCUUUCUCCGCAGCUACCGAGUCGACUACGCAUGAUAGGGCACCACUCAGCGACCCCGCGGAUAUGAACGGCCGACACCACGCUCCAGACUGGUCGUGGCCUACCAGCAUACCCCCUGCCUCUGCCAAUCCCGAGAUGUCUCAUUUCACAUUCAACGAAGACCGCACCCCCGAUAGCCUCGAGGGACGUCCCCGUCUCAUGCACCACCCUACAGAACCCAUCGGCUUACCCUCCCAAGGAUACGAUAUACAAAGCACGAGUACUUCCACCGACCGCAUGUCAAUGACCAGCCUCAUCGACCUUGACAUGAGCAUGCCCGAGCCCAACCUCCCCGAGCUCACACGCCCAUCCACGGCAAACUCGGACAUCGGAUCGAUAGCUGGCUCAGACAUCGGCACGCGCGAGCCCUUUGAGCUAGAGCGCCACGCCUCCGUGUAUGCACCUACCAACUUCUCCAGCCGCGAACCCUCGAUCUACGUCUCAGACGGAUCGGAGUUCUCGACGCAGAUCAGUAAUAAGAUCGCGGAGGUAUCCGAUGUUAUACAAGUGCACCCCCAUGACGAAGUCGACACCAUCACGGUGCAGCAUCACCAGCAGAGGGGAAGCGAUUACACUGUCGCCUCAUCCGAGACAUACGUCAACGACCCCCGAACCGACGGCCCACACUCCCAUCUGCCGAUUAUACCACCGCCUUCUAGCAGCGUCAUGGAGGCGCGCGCGACGGCCGGCGAUGUGGCGAAUGAAAUGAGGCGGCUAAUCGGGAGUCUUGGAGAUCACCUUUCGAUUAUCGGCGAGCAGGUCGCUAUUAUGGAACCUAGGAGGGCAGGGAGGAGUUACGAGGGUGCUGAUUAGGUACCUAGUUGGUUGAUGAGGAAGGACCUAGGAUUAACGAAGUAUGUUAUACGGGAGACGAGAAGAGACGAUACGAGACGAGUGAGCAGCUUUUAUUAUACAUGC
This is a messenger RNA of Annulohypoxylon maeteangense, 2650 nucleotides long. Its product is annotated as kinase-like protein. NCBI's taxonomy places the organism in Eukaryota, Fungi, Ascomycota, Sordariomycetes, Xylariales, Hypoxylaceae. The coding region runs from base 95 to 2545 and encodes 816 amino acids. The record is from RefSeq and is a predicted model, not a curated record. Gene Ontology annotation, molecular function: protein kinase activity; ATP binding. The transcript is spliced from 2 exons. Gene Ontology annotation, biological process: protein phosphorylation.